Symbiodinium sp. CCMP2592 is the source of this 765-nucleotide messenger RNA. The record is from the annotation of a GenBank genome assembly. Lineage: Eukaryota; Dinophyceae; Suessiales; Symbiodiniaceae.
GAGACAUGCGCCUUCCUUCUGCGCGAGGGUAAGGUGGAUCCGAAUCCCUUGGACAGAUUUCUUCAUACUCCCCUGGAUGAUGCAAUCCGGCACGGUCACAAGGCCACGCAGCUGCACUCCAAUGUGCAGGGCAUACAGCCUCGAUGUGCUUUCCUUCAAAGACUCACGAAAGAUGUGGCGGAGCUGCUGAUCAAAUUUAAGGGAAGACCCUCCACCGACGACGAGUACCUCAGCACGGUCCGCGAUGAGUUCUUGAAGCAGAUGGAGGAGGAAAAGGCACGCAAAGACACUGACAAGCUGGACAAGGAGCUGAAGACGCACAAGUUCUCCGAGGUUUUGGAGCGAUUGGCACGGCUCCGUUCUGAUCUAGAGGACGACGUGUACCAAUUCAUGACCUCCGCGGCCAACAUCCGCUACGAGCUGUGCCGCAUCCUCCACAUGAACAUGUUCCUGCAUGAUGAGUCGAGCCGUACCAGGGCUGGCUGGGACAGGUUGACGCAACAGCUUGAUGACCACAGCCUUACGACGCAGAAGCUGGCGGAUCUUUUGGAAAGAGACCUUCGCCAGCUUGAUAGCAGCGCCUCCCGGAUCCUGAAGACGAUCUCCGGCGACGUCUUCCCCUGGCUGAACUCAGCUUGCAACAACUUUCACACCCGUGGUCUGGUGUUGCUCCUCCUACCCAACUUCUCAGACCAUUUGUCGAAGUUGGUGGUCGUGCUGAACCAUGCAACUUGGAGGCAGAGAAACCAAAGCCACAAACCGUAA